GGGGCCAUUGGAGGGGAGCCCCUGGGGCCUGAAGGGCGUUUGUCAGGUGGUACAGAGGGGAACCCCAUUGAGAGGGGAGAAGGGAACGGCCCUUGCCCGGAUGGCAGCAGUAGUUCUAGGGGGAGACAACAUGGGCCCAGAGCGUAUCUUUCCUAAUCAGACUGAGGAGUUAGGGCCGCACCAGGGCCCCACAGAAGGCACUGGGGAUUGGAGCAGUGAGGAGCCUGAGGAAGAGCAGGAGGAAACCGGGGCAGGCCCAGCUGGCUACUCCUACCAGCCCCUGAACCAAGAUCCUGAACCAGAGGAGGUGGAGCUGGCACCAGUGGGGGAUGGAGAAGAUGUAGUGGCGGAUAUCCAGGACCGGAUCCAGGCCCUGGGGCUUCACUUGCCAGACCCACCAUUAGAGAGCGAGGAUGAAGAUGAGGAGGGAGCUACAGCAUUGAGCAACCACAGCUCUAUUCCCAUGGACCCAGAACAUGUAGAGCUGGUGAAAAGGACAAUGGCUGGAGUAAGCUUGCCUGCACCAGGGGUUCCUGCCUGGGCUCGGGAGAUAUCAGAUGCCCAGUGGGAAGACGUGGUACAGAAGGCUCUCCAAGCCCGGCAGGCAUCCCCUGCCUGGAAGUGACCAUCUUGAGAGCUGCCUUAUCUCCCUGCAUUCUACUGGAACCAGCACAGGACUGAACACAUCCCUGGUUGUAACGCCCAUCUCCCUUCCACAUCAAGGCAAAUCAAACUUCUCAGAGACCCACUUUAUUCAGUCUGUACAUAUGGGGACAUCGGCCCAAGCCCAACCCACCACAGCAUGUAUCACUCUGGAGAAUAAAGCACCCUAUGUACACAG
Eptesicus fuscus (big brown bat) is the source of this 841-nucleotide messenger RNA. RefSeq names its product male-enhanced antigen 1 (gene MEA1). NCBI's taxonomy places the organism in Eukaryota, Metazoa, Chordata, Mammalia, Chiroptera, Vespertilionidae. Bases 101 to 625 code for a protein of 174 amino acids. The record is from RefSeq and is a predicted model, not a curated record. The transcript has 4 exons. Gene Ontology annotation, biological process: spermatogenesis.